Messenger RNA from Durio zibethinus, 2019 nucleotides. Lineage: Eukaryota; Viridiplantae; Streptophyta; Magnoliopsida; Malvales; Malvaceae. The record is from RefSeq and is a predicted model, not a curated record.
UGGAACACCGCGGGGAAAACUAAUUGCCAGGUGGCGACGCAACCCUUGUACAGAUUUUCUGUUCCACGAGUCCCUAACCGCCAAACAGAAAAACCCUAGCAGUUUGAACCCACGCUCCACCGCUUAACUCUCUGUCCUACACGCGCUGUCAAGUAAAAGCUUCUUCAAACCUGAACAAAGAUGGCUGAAGAAGAGAAGGAAGAAAUUAAGUCUUUUAAAGAUUUAGGUUUAUGCGACGAAUUAGAGGAAGCCUGCGACAGUUUAGGUUGGAAAACCCCUACCAAAAUCCAAGUCGAAGCCAUUCCCCAUGCUCUCGAAGUGAAGGAUUUGAUUGGACUUGCCCAAACAGGUUCGGGUAAAACAGGGGCGUUUGCUCUUCCCAUACUGCACGCCCUUUUGGAAUGCCAUGGGAAACAAGGAUAUAAAUCUGCACCUGCAUUUUUUGCUUUGGUGCUUUCCCCAACACGGGAGCUUGCUAUUCAAAUUGUGGAACAAUUUGAAGCUUUAGGAUCUGGGAUUAGUCUAAAAUGUGCUGUGCUUGUUGGAGGAGUGGACCUAAUUCAACAACAAAUUGCCAUUGGAAAGCGGCCACACAUCAUUGUUGGGACUCCUGGACGCCUUGUGGAUCACCUGACCAAUACUAAAGGUUUUUCCCUUCGCAUGCUGAAAUAUUUGGUAUUAGAUGAGGCAGAUAGGUUACUGAAUGAGGAUUUUGAGAAAGCACUUGAUGAUAUUUUGAAUGUUAUUCCUCGUGAUAGGCACACAUAUUUGUUUUCUGCAACCAUGACCAAAAAGGUGAAGAAGCUACAAAGGGCAUGUCUGAGAAAUCCUGUGAAGAUUGAAGCAGCAUCUAAAUAUUCCACUGUUGACACAUUGAAGCAGCAAUAUCGCUUUAUACCUGCAAAGUACAAGGAUUGCUAUCUUGUUUACAUUUUGACUGAAAUGUCAGGAUGUACAUGUAUGGUUUUCACUCGAACGUGUGAUGCAACUUGUCUUUUAUACUUUAUUCUUCGGAAUCUUAAUAUAUGGGCCAUUGAUUGCUAUCUUGUUUACAUUUUGACUGAAAUGUCAGGAUGUACAUCUAUGGUUUUCACUCGAACAUGUGAUGCAACUCGUCUUUUAUCCUUUAUUCUUCGGAAUCUUAAUAUACGGGCCAUUCCCAUUAGUGGUCAAAUGACUCAGUCAAAGAGGCUUGGAGCCUUGAAUAAGUUCAAGUCUGGGGAGUGUAAUGUUCUUGUUUGCACUGAUGUGGCUAGUAGAGGACUUGACAUUCCAUCUGUGGAUAUGGUUAUUAAUUAUGAUAUCCCUACAAACUCUAAGGUUAGACUUACACUAUCUUUUUAUUUGGUUUAACUUGUUUCAGCCACGUCAGACCUUGAAAAAACUGUGCAUUCGUUUAUUCUAUCAAUUGAUCUGGGUUUUUAAAAAGAUAGUCAUAAAAUCUUUGCGCUAGUUCUUUUGCUGCCCUUUUUUCCUCCUCUUUUUGGCUAAUUUUUAAGAGAGUACAGAAUUACAUCCAUUGAGUGGGUAGAACAGCUCGAGCAGGACGAUCUGGUGUUGCAAUCUCACUAGUGAAUCGGUAUGAGAUGGAGUGGUAUCUGCUGAUAGAAAAGCUUAUUGGAAAAAAGUUACCUGAGCAUCCUGCUCAGGAAGAGGAAGUCUUGCUACUGUUGGAAAGUGUCACAGAAGCCAAAAGACUAUCGCAGAUGAAACUUAAAGAAAUUGGAGGCACAAAGAAGAGAAAGGGUGGAGAUGAUGAUGAAGAAGAUGUAGAGAGAUAUCUAGGCAUAAAAGGCAAGUCCUCCAAGAAAUUUAAGAAAAAAUGAGACUGGAUGCUUUUGAUGUUAUUCUUGUCUCUCGUUAACUUGGCUUUGACUAAGAUGGUGGAUUCAGGUUAGCUUAAAUUUUGAUAGUGUAAGAUAUUCGACAUUACCUUUAUUCGGAAAAGUAAAAUAAAAAAUGGAAAGAGAAUAAGGGAAGAAUUCUAUUUCUUUUAUUUUUCAACUUUAUUUUGGAAAG